AUGAAACUACUUUUAUCUCUUUGCUUACUUAUAUUUUCAACACUUUGCUAUGCAGAGGUUAAUGAUAUUAUCAGACCAAACUUUUAUUAUUUGGUUUCAUGGAGCUCAAAAGUUUGCGUUAGAGCCCCAUGUCCACAAUAUACCAUCCAAAAUUUAAAUAGUGCCACCACAAGAUCAAUUUUAGGCAUCAAUAUUCCAGCAGCAUUAAAAUCUUAUGAAAAAUAUUUAACCUUAAAUGAAUCAAACUCUGUAAUCAUUUAUGGUAAUGUUAGCCCCAGCCCACAAUAUCCAACCGAAGCAACUGACUUGAAUAUUGUUAGAGCAUUCAAGAAAUUACCAUUAGGUAAUACAGCAGCAGCAACUGACAAAUUUUAUUUAUUCACUGAUAAUGGUAUGAGAUGUGUUAAAGCACCAUGCGACAGUAUUACCGCUAUUUUAGCCAACUUGUAUGGUCAAACUCAAAAAGUCAAUACAGUUAAACAACCAUAUCAAGCAAAUGUUGGUAGUUUGUUUGAUAGUGUUUGGUUAUCAUCAAAGACUGUUAGAUCAGAUGAUAAUGGUAUCAUUGGUCAAGCUACAAUUAAUUCAAAUGGUGAGGUUAUAAUUUCAAAUUCAUAUGUUCGUUUACCAGAUCCAUCAUCCAAGUGCCCAGCAUUGCCACUCCUUAAGUGUCAAGCUAAUAAUGUUGUUAUUUAUACCAGAGAUGAAAAUAGAUGUCUUGCUGACCCAAAUUGCACCGAAAGUGGAUUCUGUACUUUAAGUAUUCCAGUAUGUCCAGAAGGAUACUACUUAGAUUCAUGGAAAGGAGCUAAAUUCGGUUGUAACAAUUAUCAUUGUGACGCUUAUUUCUUACCAAAAACCCAUUAA
Molecule: messenger RNA, 867 nt
Organism: Dictyostelium purpureum
Lineage: Eukaryota; Evosea; Eumycetozoa; Dictyosteliales; Dictyosteliaceae
Exons: 2
Coding region: 1-867 (288 amino acids)
Source: RefSeq, a predicted model, not a curated record